Sardina pilchardus (European sardine) is the source of this 9609-nucleotide messenger RNA. It is a transcript of the gene pcdh7b, whose product is annotated as protocadherin 7b. Bases 1045 to 4872 code for a protein of 1275 amino acids. Gene Ontology annotation, biological process: homophilic cell-cell adhesion. Lineage: Eukaryota; Metazoa; Chordata; Actinopteri; Clupeiformes; Clupeidae. The transcript is spliced from 3 exons. Gene Ontology annotation, cellular component: plasma membrane. Gene Ontology annotation, molecular function: calcium ion binding. The record is from RefSeq and is a predicted model, not a curated record.
GUGGCGCAGAUAGGGGCUGCGAACAGACGCGCUGCUGUUGCGAGUGAGGCGCGGAUCGGAGCGGCCGUGAGAACCAGAGGACCGACCGGGAGAAUGCGGGACAGAGGAAAUCAUCUUCUCUCGCUGGAUGUUUACGAAUCUUUCCGAGGCGUCAUCUAACUGGAUUACAGUGCAUUUAGAAUAUUCUUUUUUUUUACUCGUCACUCUUCAGUUUUUGAUCCCGCAUCACUAAAAUCGUGCUGGGCUGCGGACUUUUCUCUCUCCGUUGCUCGCCAACUGAGAGCACUCCGAGGCACGGAGCGUACGUGUGCAUGUGUUAAGUCGUCGGUGGAAGAAAAAUCUGAGCAGUUGUAAGCGUUUGCACGGGGCAUCGGACAGUGUAUUCGAGUCUAACCUGACGCCGCACGGUGCAACGGCAGAGGGACAGCCCCGCAAAGUUCUCAGCGUUUGCGCCUGUUUGGUGCGUUAUAUUAUUUCAUUUUAAUCAUUUUGUUUUUUAAAAAUCCAAUUUUGGAAAUAUUGUCUGCAAGGAAAAAUAUAAAAAGGAUUAUUGAACUGAAAUGGUCAUGAACCCACCUAUGCGUACACAUCCUUCAAUGACUGUUUGAGUGUUAGUUGAUUCAUUAUUGGAGGAAAAACGAACUCGGCAGAUAAUUCUGAUAUGUUUCCAAACGUGGAAAUGAUGGACGAGCCUCAGUAAUUUUUUGAUGAAUUGCUAUUUCGGUGUCAAACUCCCUAACGAAUUCGUUACAUAUGGCUGGGGAAAACGGACAGUUCGCAUCCUGUUAGCGGGAGACGUAGCUUCGAAGAGGGGACUGAGGAAUCUGUCGUAGCGGGAAGGAGGUGCAAAUCUGGACAGAGGCUGGGAUCUAUUGCGGGCGAAGCAGUGUAUGCAAUCUGGACCAUGAAUCCACACGCCUCUUGAAACACCAGAGUAUACGCUUCACAUCUGAAUCUAUCACUUCAACUGAUUUUUUUUGUGUGUAAAAUCACAAUUUUUGUUUUUCAGAAUAAAAAAAUCAAGGUUAACGACUACCGAGAAUCAUGAGGACUACUGGUGCAGUGGACUAUUUGUGCUACUCGAUUCUCAUCCUGCAGCUGCUGACUCAGCCCGCCGCCAAGAAAGUGCUCCGCUACCGCUUGGCAGAGGAGGGUCCCGCCGAUAUCCGAAUAGGAAAUGUAGCCGCCGACCUGGGCAUUGUAGCCGGCUCUGGUGAGGUUACUUUCACCCUGGAGUCGGGCUCAGAAUACUUCAAAAUCGACAACAUUACUGGGGAGCUUAGUACAAACGAAAGGCGGAUAGACCGAGAGAAAUUACAACAGUGCCAGAUGAUUUUUGAUGAGAAUGAAUGUUUCAUAGAUUUUGAAGUGUCAGUUAUUGGACCGGCGCAAAGCUGGUUAGAUUUGUUUGAAGGGAAAGUUAUUAUUCUGGACAUUAACGACAACACGCCUUCUUUCCCGUCUCCUGUUCUGACUCUGUCGGUGGAAGAAAACAGACCAAUUGGCACGCUAUAUCUUUUGCCCACGGCAACCGACCGUGAUUUCGGCAGGAAUGGAAUUGAGAGAUAUGAGCUCAUUCAGGACAGCGGCGACUCUGUGAGACGAAUGGGGUCUAGUUCAGGGAGCAACGGGGACUCUCACUCCGGCAAGAGGCGGUUUGAUGACAGCUCUCGGAACAGCUUCUUUGAGUUGCAAGUCGCUGACACUACUGACGGCGAGAAACAGCCGCAGCUUAUCAUUAAAGGCGCGCUGGAUCGAGAGCAGCGGGACUCCUAUGAACUGACGCUGCGCGUGAGAGAUGGGGGCGACCCGCCACGCUCCUCACAGGCUAUUCUGAGAGUGAUGAUUACGGAUGUGAACGACAACAGCCCGCGCUUUGAGAAGAGCGUGUACGAGGCUGACCUACCGGAAAACAGCUCCCCUGGCGCCCCCAUCCUCCAAUUAAAAGCCAUGGACGCCGAUGUCGGUGUGAACGGGCAAAUUGAGUAUGUGUUCGGCGCGGCCACCGAGUCCGUCAGGAGGCUCCUCCGGCUGGAUGAGAGCACGGGCUGGUUGAGCGUGCUCCACAGGAUUGACCGGGAGGAGGUGAACCAGCUGCGUUUCACCGUGAUGGCACGCGACCGCGGGCAGCCUCCCAAGACAGACAAGGCCACCGUUGUCCUGAAUAUUAAAGACGAGAACGACAACGUGCCAAAUAUUGACAUACGUAAGAUUGGCCGCAUCUACCUGCGUGAUGGAGUGGCCAACGUGGCCGAGGACGUGGUGGUGGACACACCCAUUGCACUGGUGCAAGUGUCAGACCGAGACCAGGAGCAGAACGGAUUUGUGACGUGCACGGUGGUGGGCGACGUUCCCUUCCAGCUGAAGCUGACGAGCGAGAACGACGGCGACAUGAACAAGAAGAAGUACUUCCUGCACACGUCGGCGCCGCUGGACUACGAAGCCGUGCAGGAGUACACGGUGGUCAUCGUGGCGGUGGACUCGGGCAGCCCCAGCCUGUCCAGCAACAACUCGCUCCUGGUCAAGGUGGGCGACACCAACGACAACCCGCCCAUCUUCGGCAAGGGCACGGUGGAGGUGUCCUUCCCCGAGAACAACGCCCCCGGCGAACGGGUGACGACCGUGCGCGCCACGGACGCCGACAGCGGCAAGAACGCCGAGAUCUCGUACUCGCUCGACAACUCGGUCAACGGCAUCUUCUCCAUCAACGCCGACACCGGCGACAUCCAGGUGAACACCAUCCUGGACCGCGAGCAGACGGAGCGCUACGAGUUCAAGGUGGUGGCCAAGGACAAGGGCAUGCCCAUCCUCCAGGGCUCCGCCACCGUGGUCAUCCUGGUGGCCGACAAGAACGACAACGACCCCAAGUUCAUGCAGGACGUCUUCACCUUCUACGUCAAGGAGAACCUGCAGCCCAACAGCCCCGUGGGGAUGGUGACCGUCAUGGACGCCGACAAGGGCCCCAACGCCCAGAUGAGCCUCUACAUCGAGGAAGAGGAGGAGAUCUUCUCCAUCGAGAACGACACGGGCACCAUCUUCUCCACCGUGUCCUUCGACCGCGAGCAGAAGACGCAGUACUCGUUCCGGGUGCGGGCGGUGGACGGCGGAGACCCGCCGCGCUCGGCCACGGCCACCGUCUCGCUCUUCGUGAUGGACGAGAACGACAACCCUCCGGCGGUCAUCUUCCCGCUCAACAACACCUACACGCUCCUGCCGCCGGCCAGCACCGUCCAGACGGUGGUCCGCACCGUGGUGGCCACCGACACCGACACGGGCUCCAACGCCGACCUGAACUUCAGCAUCGUCGGCGGCAACCCGUACAAGCUGUUCGAGAUGGACCGGGCCACCGGGGUCAUCUCGCUGGUGGGCAAGCUGGAGCAGAAGCACUACGGCCUCCACCGGCUGGUGGUCCUGGUCAACGACAGCGGUCAGCCGUCGCAGAGCACCACCACGCUGGUCCACGUCUUCGUCAACGAGAGCGUGGCCAACUCCUCGGUGGUGGAGGCCCUGGUGGCGCGGAGCCUGGGCACGCCGCUCAACGCCGACAUCGCCGGCGACCCCAACUACGACCUGAGCAAGCAGCGGCUGAGCAUCGUCAUCGGCGUGGUGUCGGGCAUCAUGACGGUGGUGCUCAUCAUCCUGGUGGUGGUGAUGGCGCGCUACUGCCGCCCCAAGAGCAAGAACGGCUACGAGGCGGGCAAGAAGGACCACGAGGACUUCUUCACGCCGCAGCAGCACGACAAGGGCAAGAAGCAGUCCAAGAAGGACAAGAACAAGAAGAAGUCCAAGCAGCCGCUCUACAGCAGCAUCGUGACGGUGGAGGCGUCCAAGCCCAACGGCCAGCGCUACGACGGCGUCAACGAGAAGCUCUCCGACAGCCCCGGCAUGGGCCGCUACCGCUCGGUCAACGGGGGUCCCGGGAGCCCCGACCUGGCGCGCCACUACAAGUCCAGCUCGCCCCUGCCCACCGUGCAGCUGCACCCCCAGUCGCCCACGGCGGGCAAAAAGCACCAAGCCGUGCAGGAUCUGCCCCCCGCCAACACCUUUGUGGGCACCGGAGAUAACAUAUCCCUGGGAUCGGACCACUGCUCCGAGUACAGCACUCAGACCAUCAACAAAUACAACAAACAGCCGUUCCGCCGGGUGACCUUCUCGGUGGUGAGCCAGCCCCAGGACCCCCACCACCAGGGAUCGCUGCAGAGCUGCUACGACAGCGGCCUGGACGAGUCGGAGACGCCCAGCAGCAAGAGCUCCUCGGGCCCCCGGCUGGGAGCCCUGCCCCUGCCAGAGGACAGCUACGAGAGGACCACGCCGGACGGGAGUGUCGGUGAGGCAGAGCACAUGGAAAAUGACACUCGGCCCCUGCCUGACGUAGCCAUGACCGGCAAGUGCACGCGCGAAUGUGACGAGUACGGCCACUCGGACGCUUGCUGGAUGCCCGUGCGCACGUCGCCCGAGCGCCGGCCCAAGCAGCCGCAGGUCGCCAGCAGCCAGCAGCCCCCCAAGCUCUCCACCUUCAUGACCUCCGGCGGCGGGGGCGGCGGCGGGGGGGCCUCGGGUGAGCAGGCGGCCAACAACUCGGACUCGCCGCUGGCGGUGGCCAACGGCGACGCGGUGGGAACGGUGGCGGCGGCGGCCACCGGGGCGGUGGGCGCGCACGCCUACCACACGCUCGGCGACCGCAACCGCAACCUGCUCCACAAGAAGAUGUCCGCCUCGUCCUCGUCCUACGACGCCUUCGCCACCGCCAGCUACGCCGCCAGCGCACCCGACGACCCCGGCCGCCCCCCCGAGGACAUCCCCCUGGCCCAGACGGGCGACUACAAGCCCACCACCUGCGGCACGCUCACCCGCCGAGAGGUCUACCUGUGACCGGCGCAAACCAGCCGCCAAUCGCCCCAAUCAAAACUGAGAAGAAACAUACACACACAAAAUAAAACAACGCAAAGAACUAUAUCAGUAACACCCGUCCUACCAUCAACACUAAAAUCUAACACAAAUACACACACACACACGCAAAACCACCCUCUUGAGACUCUCGUUUUAGAGCCCAAAAACGGACUUCCUCCUUCUCACAAGAGGAAGAAAAGAAACACGACUGCCGUGCUCAAAGGACAAGAGAAGUAAACGAUAGCCUUUGGUUGAUUCUCUCGAGGAUCGUUUUCACCAAAACCUUUACUCUUUCUUUCGCUUCUUUUAAUUCUCCGCAUAACGAACGACUAACUCAUACUUUUUCCAAAUCAAGACAAGUUGAUGAGUAGGACACAAGGGUGACUAGCGAGGAGGCAAAAGAAGGGGCAAAGGGCGGGGUUGAUGGCGAGCCAAUCGGGUGUUUUGCUGCUGGCGAUUUCGGGCCUCUCGAACUAUUCUUUAGCUGACUGAAUAUCCCACCUCAUUGUAUAAUGUCGACUGUAUCAUCGUAACGUGCAUGCAUAACCAAGCCCCUUAGAGACAUGGACUACUGGCGCAAAACCAAGGACCUACCUGCUAUCUUUCUAGAUCGCUUUUUUUCUACAACUCUACACUUGUACGAGGAGAGACUCUGACCAAGGUACUUCUCGUAUACUUCAAGGUACUGAUGUUCAUGGACGGAUGGGCAAAAGCCUGUUCCAGGAUAUGCCCUUAUCACCAUGGUAUGCAACCAUCAUCCACAAGGCUCGAACCAAUCAAACUGAGUCAGCAUUGUAACAGUAGACCAAAAAUAGACUGCGGGAAAAAAAACGUCCAAAUUUACAGAAACCUGAAGGAACAGGAAAAACACAAAUGGGAGAGCAAGGAUAUUCACAUAGAAACAAGCGAUCUCAAAGACGCUCAUUUGUCUGUUUUUUUAUUUGAUUUUAUUGCUUCUUUUUUUCACCUGUCAUGGCAACCAAGUUUGAGGAUUACUCUUGUGUUGUGUUUUUUUUAUGACGAGAAACUGGGCCGCAAAAAUCCAACACUACGCCUGUGGAUGCCUGUUGAAACAUUUUAGCCCACGACGUGCGCUGUAAACUGUGAACUCACACGCGAACUUGUGUGCUCUCUUUCUCACGCCAACCACUUGCGCAUGCGCGCACACACUCUGAGACACGUGUUUGUGUGUGUGUGCUUACACUCUGUACAUAAAUAUAGUGUACACAUAAUGGACACAUGCUUUAAAUCGAUAUCCCGACUUCACACUCACUCCCUCCUCCCCCCACACCUCUCUCUCCCUCUCUCCCUCCCUCCCUCCCGGUCCAGUCCCUUUCUCUUUCCUUGGUAAUCUCCGAGAGUUAGCCGACAAUAACUCAAGGGGAUAUUAUUUAACCAAGACCAAGUCGUGUGGUUGCUAGUCUUUGCCUGAACGCUGUGAAUAUGUGUCAAUGUGGUUGUGAAUAUCACAUCUGGAGAAAAACAAGACAAUUACUUACUCCUUCAAAAUUUCAGUCAGACAUACUUUUGUUUUGGUCAGACAUUUUAGUGAUGACCCCCUGCGAGACGUCUAGCAGGAACAAUUGCCCAAGACACCUGACCACACUACAGGAAUAUGUUCAUAUAUGUGGGCUAGUCUUUAACAUACUACAGGUGAAGGCAAACAAUGUUCAAGGGAAUCCUUGGCUAGCAACAUCACGGUAGUGAGCAAUAAGAAAACACAUACAUGCAUACAUACAUAGAAACAUACAUACAUACAUACACUCCUCAUCCGUGCACUAGACCAAUCAGCUACUUCAAGUUGUACGCACACACAUACACAUUUUCACACACACACACACACACACACACACACACACACACACAGACUAUCUCACACUGACAGUACAAACAUGCACUUAUGAAGAAGUGUGCUGGCAUUUCUGAAGGUCAUAGGGUCAUGCAUUUCACUAAUAAUAAGAGAGCUAGCUCAGUGACUCAGCGAGGGGAGGCGUACGCUUGUGCACGUGACCGGGCCACUCCGUAGAGGAUGCCUGGAGCAGUGGGCUUCACGGCUCACGCCAGCGUGCCGGGAGAGAGCUCACUGAUUGAUGCUGAGGAGGAGAGUGACCAGUAUCUCCCGAGCCUUUUCAAGAGACAUCGACUAACAUCCAUGGAAUAAACUUUGAUUUCGCUCUGGCUUUGCAUUGCUUACAAAAAAAUGCUGUGCUUUUUUAAAUGUCUGUGAGGUACUGGCAGCCAUGUUCCUUGAUGGUGAUUGAGUCACUGAAGCUAAUAGAUUAUGUCAGACACACACACACUCACACACACACACACACACACACACACACACACACACACACACACACACACACACACACACAUUUAUAUGUAAGCACAUGCAUGCCAACACACACACACACACACACACACACACACACACAGAGACACACACACACAGAGACACACACACACACACACACACACACACACACACACACAGACAUGUACACACACAAGCAAAGCUCCAAUGCCCCCUUUCUAUUGUAGGUUAUGUUAAAUAAUCGGCUACAUAUAAAACAGAUUUAAAAACAGUAGAAGUCACGCAACACUGAGCGAGAGAAAGCAGGACAUGCGGCAGCAGCAGCCCUUUUUGCUUUUGUACUUUAGAGAACGUGUUUUGGGUUCAUCAGCGCUGCUUUUUGGGCAGUCGGGUCUGUAGUCUGUAAGUACUACUCGUCGUUAAAAAGAAGUGCUCCUAUGCUUAUAAACUGUAUACAGAUAUGUACUUUUUAUUGCACGUUUAAAGGGAAACUUACUUCACUUACUGAGAAGGAGAGAAAUAAAUACAAAAAAAAUGCAUAAAAAAAAGAAAAUGUACAAAAAUCAUACUCUGUGAAGAUGAAGGUCCAUCUUGUUGCUUGCUUUUGUUAUACCCGGACAGACAUUAGCCAUGUAGUAGGACUUAGUAUCUCAGUCUGAGAAAGCUGGAUGAUAUAUACAUGGGGUUCAUCGACUUCGUUUCUUUGUAUUGAGCUAUUUUUUUGACUAUGUUAUUAUAUCCAAAUGUUUGUCAUUUUGUUUCCCAGCCCUGUUUUUUCCACUUCAAAUGGCUGUUGACUUUUCAAACUUUUGUUGUCAUUGUUGUUCACGCUAUUACGUUGUCUUUCAUUUCAAAGAGUGCACACUUUUGGCUUGAUCAUCCAUCCAGAGAAGUGAUUCCUGACAAAGUUUUUUUGUUUGUUUGUUUUUGUUUUCUCUUCAUCUGGUUUUGUACCUAUCAGUGUUGCGUUUGUUUCAGUUUUUUAAUUAUUAUUACUAUUAUUCUUUGGUAGACUGUGACAAUGAUCAUGGUGAUCUUUGCUUAGUUCGUUGUCUUUCCCUCCCGUUUUGUUCUCUGUUUUUGGCAUCACUUUGUAUAUUUAGAGAAAAGAAACAGAAAAAUCAAAACAAAUAUAGAGUGAAUGCAAAAUAUGCAAUUGUGCCUUUUUAUACCAAUGGGUAUGAUUUAAUUGUUGGUUCUGAAUGGUAUGAAACCAGUUAUAUUGAAAUGCUUUUUUAGAUGUUCUGGAUCAGAUAUACUUGGAUGAUAUCUUUGUGACAGGUUGAAAUUUGAUGCCCUCUAUCUUGAGUUGUCUUAACAUGGGAUCAAUCCACUGUCACAAGUGUCUGUGUGAUCGCUGCAACCAUAAGGUCUUGGAUGAACCUAGUGGCACUCGUUAUGAUGUGAAAGACUGUCCCACAAUCAAACCUUUAAUCUAGUCCAGGCAAUUGGAUGAACAUAUCGUCUUUGUGUCGCUCCAGUGCAACAAGUGUUGUGCGCGUGGAGGGUGGUGACCUCUAACAUUUCGCAGGAGAGAAACAAUGCAUUCGGGGGGGGGGGUCGAUGGGGGUCAUUUGGAGGUGAUGGUGGCUGUUGGGGCUGCAGAGAAAUGCUGACGGAGCAGACUCUGUUGGAGGGGAGAUAACACCUUUGGAGAUACACAGAGAGAGAGAGAGAGAGAGAGAGAGACACAGACAGAGACUCAUUGACAUUACACAAUACACAAGAAAAAUUUUUUUAGUCAUAGCUCAGUAACGUUGCUAUGUUGGAUUCAAUCAAGUUGGCACUACCCAACUGGUACUUGGAGUUGAGAUAGAUAGACUUGCAAAGGGUAGAGAGAGCGAUGGAGGGGAGAAAGCAAGCGACAGAGAGGGAGAGAAAUAGAGAGAGAGAGAAAGAGAGAUGCUGUUGUCAUUUCAGUUGUAAAUGCGCUCAUAAAAUAUAUAGCAGGGUCACAGGUAUGUCAGGUGGUUGGUUUGUGGUCAGGCGUGUGCGUGCGUGUCAGGAGAGGGCCUAAAUCACCUGGGCUCUGGUCCGCCCCUCUCCCCCCCACACCCAAAGAUGUCUGCUCUUACUCAGCCUCCUCCAGCUGCCCCAACUUCCACAUUCACAAAUCAGACGUGUCAUUUCUAAAAACCCAUGAUAAACAAUUCUAUGAAAAAUAAAAUACAAAAAAAGAAGAAAUAAAUAAAGCAAACACUUGGAUGUUGAUGUAGAAAUCGAGGAGCAGUUUGUCAUUGUUUAUUAUAAGUCACUAUGCACGGAACUUAGCUUAACAUGGCAAAAUGUACUGAACGCAAGUCCACUUCUAUUUAUGACUAUUUUACAUAAGUUAAUUUGCUUUUUGUACAGGUUCCUGUAAAUAAAUUGCUUGUCCUUUUUGUCUCUGCAAAUUAAAAUAUAACAUGAUAAAACAA